AUAGGGAUAGGCGCUAAGGGCUCAGGCACAGAUGAGUAGUGGUUAGAAGCCAGUGGUGCACCUGGAGUAUUUACAAGCUCCCUUUGCUGCCUGUGGAUUAACUGCUGCUGCUGGGAGCACUGUGAGAGCUUUAUGGCGGGAUCCUGCGAGAUCAGCAACAUCUUCUCUAACUACAUCAGCGCCAUGUACCAGCCGGAGGAGGCUCAGCCCCCCAUGGAACUGCUGGCCCACCUGGGGAAGGAGGACAACCUCGCGCUGCCUGCGGAGACCACAGCAGAGAAGCCGGCGUGGUUCGGCGAGCUCCCAUACUUCUGGAGCAAGGCGCAGGUGCUGGAGUGGAUCGGCUACCAUGUAGAGAAGAACAAGUACGACGCCAGCGCCAUCAACUUCUCCUGCUGCAACAUGGACGGCUACACGCUCUGCCACUGCACGCAGGAGCAGCUGCGGCUCAUUUUCGGGCCGCUUGGGGACGAGCUCUACACCCGCCUCCAUGAGAUCGUCUCUGUCUCGGAUGAGCUGACCUGGAUCAUUGACCUGCUAGAGAAAGAGGACAUGUCUUCCCAAGAGAUCUUCCAGGACUCCGAGCUGGGAAACUUGUGCACGAAGGAAUCCCUGGAAGAGAUGAAAUCCACAAACCCUUUCUACCAGGCAGACUUCAGCUACAUUUCCGGUGCCCUGUCUCCAGGCAGCUCUGACAUCUCUGUCUCAGGGACCGGGAUGUCCCACAGCCCCAACUCCCAAGACUCCGGUGGAAGUGACAUAGAUCCCGACCCGACAGAAGUGAAGUUGUUCUCCUCUGACGAUGGCUUUGCUGACUAUGACAAAGAGGACGUCAAGCAUGGGAAGCGGAAAAGAGGCAGGCCCCGGAAAUUCAGCAAGGAGAACAGAGACUGCCUGGAGACCAAGAAGAGCAAGCACUCCCCGAGAGGGACUCACCUGUGGGAGUUUAUCCGGGACAUCCUGCUCCACCCCGAGCUGAACGAGGGGCUGAUGAAGUGGGAGGACCGACGUGAGGGCGUCUUCAAGUUCCUCCGCUCCGAGGCGGUGGCUCAGCUCUGGGGGCAGAAGAAGAAGAACAGCAGCAUGACCUACGAGAAGCUGAGCCGGGCCAUGAGGUACUACUACAAGCGGGAAAUCCUGGAGCGGGUCGACGGGAGGCGGCUGGUCUACAAGUUUGGGAAGAACUCCAGCGGCUGGAAGGAGGAGGAAGUAUUGAACCGAAAGUAAGGAGCCAGGGGAGCCCUACGAGGACUCGGGCUCUGCCUGUCUGGCCCAGGGGUGAGACCCAAGGCAUAAUGCACUGAACCAUGUUCCCUAGACAAGAGUUUUUGUCACACGUUGGAACCCAAAGCUGCUGGCCUGGGCAGUGUGUUAGCCUCCAGCCCCUUCCUAGGGGCACAAGUGUAUGUGCUGGUUACCCGCUGGCACCUAGCUAACUACAGCUGAUAUUUUGGCUCAAGUAGGUUAUUGUAAACCAUUAUUUCUGUUGUUGCAUUGCUGGACUCUUCUUUCCAAGUGGAAUUACAGUGACUCUGGCUGUCCCCAAAGCCUGGAAGAGUGGAAGGGACAUGCUCCGUUCUUCAUGAUCGAAUUUGGGGGACUUCAAACAUGCGAGCAGAGCAGGGGGCCCUGGCUACUGCUGCAGUCAGCCGUGGUCCAGGAAGUGGGAUGCACCGGUGUGCCAGCUACAGGGGCACUGGCCGCCCUGUGCGAUAGAUGGAAUGAAGAGAAUGGGCACUGAAUGCUGUGUCUUUGCCAAGCAUGCCCUCUCCGCACUGCCUGCUGUGGGGCUGCUGCCAGCCACGCGGGCUGUGCUCUGGCAUGAGUAGCCUGCUGCUCUGUGAAUGGCCCAAGCAGAGAAUUUCAAGCAGCACUGGCCCAAGGGGAGUCGGAGAGAACUGUGAAUUUCAGACGGCUCCGGAGGGACCGUGACAGUAGCCGGGGCAUCAGGCAGAGCCUCCCUCCUUGUUCCUGGGGUGUUCGCCUCCGUGCCCCCCAAAUCCCAUCCCCUCAGUGUGAUAACAUCCCCUUUCCCCAUGAGACGCUCUCCUCCUGCUUCUAAUUUAUGUAACAUAAACAGAGGGUAUAUAAUGUUUAUAGAGAUCUAUUUUUUCAUAAAUAAGCUUGUUCUUGCGUGAUUGUGACUGUCCUGGAAGCACUUGGCCUCUUCGAACCAAUGACGGUUCUCAAUAUUCAGCUGGACUGAAAUAAGGUUCUUCUGGCCUUUGAAGGUCUCUGUACAGAGCGCGGCAUUAGCAUGUCCCGGCACUGAGGGGUCUGGCAGACGCACGAGGUCUUUUCCUGUUUUGAUAAUGAGUAUAUCAGAAAUAAAUUGUUGCCUUUUUUACAAA
Messenger RNA from Trachemys scripta elegans, 2351 nucleotides. It is a transcript of the gene ELF3, whose product is annotated as E74 like ETS transcription factor 3. Gene Ontology annotation, cellular component: nucleus. Bases 133 to 1227 code for a protein of 364 amino acids. Gene Ontology annotation, molecular function: DNA-binding transcription factor activity, RNA polymerase II-specific; sequence-specific DNA binding. Lineage: Eukaryota; Metazoa; Chordata; Testudines; Emydidae. The transcript is spliced from 9 exons. Gene Ontology annotation, biological process: cell differentiation; regulation of transcription by RNA polymerase II. The record is from RefSeq and is a predicted model, not a curated record.